UUUAAUCAAAUUCAUUUCAUUUCAUAAUAAUAAAUCAACGAACAUUUCAUAUUUUAAAAAAUGCUUGUACUUGUAAUCGGUGAUUUUCAUAUUCCAUAUCGUAAACAUAGUUUACCAAGUAAAUUUAAAAAAUUACUCAUUCCUGGCCGUAUUCAACAUAUACUUUGUACCGGUAAUCUUUGUACAAAAGAAUCAUAUGAUUAUUUAAAAACAUUGGCAACCGAUAUUCAUAUUGUUAAAGGAGAAUUUGAUGAUAGUAAUUAUCCGGAUAAAAAAGUAAUCACUAUUGGUCAAUUUAGUAUUGGUCUUUGUCAUGGCCAUCAAAUUGUACCAUGGGGUGAUGAUGAAAGUUUAGCAAUGAUACAACGUGAACUUGAAGUUGAUAUAUUAAUCAGUGGCCAUACACAUAAAUUUAAUGCAUUCGAAAAAGAUGGAAAAUUUUUUAUCAAUCCUGGAUCGGCAACCGGUGCCUAUUCAUCAUUGGAAGAUAAUAUUAUACCAUCAUUUGUAUUGAUGGAUAUACAAUCAACAACUGUUGUCAAUUAUGUUUAUCAAUUAAUCGGUAAUGAAGUUAAAGUUGAACGUACUGAAUAUAAAAAAAAUUAAAUCAAAAAUCAAACGAAUCCAACAAAUCAAUCCGUUUUGUGUGUGUGUGCAUUAUCAUUAUUCCAAAAUAAUUAAAA
Molecule: messenger RNA, 683 nt
Organism: Dermatophagoides pteronyssinus (European house dust mite)
Lineage: Eukaryota; Metazoa; Arthropoda; Arachnida; Sarcoptiformes; Pyroglyphidae
Gene: Vps29
Product: vacuolar protein sorting 29
Biological process (GO): retrograde transport, endosome to Golgi
Cellular component (GO): retromer complex
Source: RefSeq, a predicted model, not a curated record